Plasmodium coatneyi is the source of this 2319-nucleotide messenger RNA. RefSeq lists its product as uncharacterized. Lineage: Eukaryota; Apicomplexa; Aconoidasida; Haemosporida; Plasmodiidae. Bases 1 to 2319 code for a protein of 772 amino acids. The transcript has 11 exons. The record is from RefSeq and is a predicted model, not a curated record.
AUGAACAAAGAGAACACAGAAAAGCUAAUCAGGAUAAUAAAUUUGCUGGAUAAAAUAUCCGAGCGCAAUGAUGGCAAGAACCCCAAGUAUGAUAAACUUAAAAGUUUUUUUUCAAGCGAGCUGUCAAGGACAUUCGACAAUUUGGACAAUCAGAAGUCGGUGUUUCCGUUGCACUGCGAAAAUGAUACGCGGGAUUUUAGUACCAACCAAAUAAUUGAAAAAAUUAAAAAGACGAAAAGUUUUUUCUACUUCAAUAAGUCAUACUCGAGUGAACGGGACGAAUCCACGUGUGGCGAAAGAGGAUGGGUUGCAACAGAUAAGGGGGGGAAUGUUCCUCAAAAUGAGGGGCAAACUCAGCACCAGGUCGAACCGCUAAUCGGACCAAUAAGCGAAUGUCCAACAGGCGCACAUGCGCUAGAGGAAUGGCCCCGUAAGGAAGACUCAACCGAACGAGUAAAUAACAGGUAUGCACAUUUUCCAGAUACCCACGGAGAAGGGAACAAAUCUGCAAGCAUAAGAGAGACAACUGGUUGUGUGAAGGGAUCUAAUCAGGGAGACAAAACAAACACAACCUUUUCAUUCGAAAGUGAAGGGUUUUCCUCUACUAAAAGGUAUACAGGUAGUUUCCACUUUAAAAGAAAGUUGCAACAUGAACGAAGAGACUACUUUAGUGACACUGAAUUGUUGGAAUAUAAUAACUCGAGUAGGAAAAAAAAAAAUUUACUAGAAAUGUUAAAGAGGCAGGAGGUCAGGAAGUAUAAGAAGAAGUUGUGUGAAGACUAUGUGGACAAUUCGGCAUUCAUUGCUCCAUCGAAGAAGUACGUUCAUCUUCACGAGGAAGUUGAGGCAGAUGAAUACCUAGAUCACAAGGGUCUCGGACAGUUACUAGAAAAAAUCCUAGAACAUUUGAACGUCAACCUGAAGGAGGCGAUGAAUAUAUACGUGAAGGAGAUAAACAAACUGAACAAGGCGAAUGACACGCUAAGCAGAAAGCUCGAAACUGCCGUUGAGAAUAACGACGAACAGGCCCAAGAAAUCAGAGACCUGAACAAACGGAUAAGUAAAAUAGGGGAAGAGAAAACCGAAAUGAAUAAACGCAUCGAAAGUUACGAAUUUACAAUACACAAGUCAAAGAAAUUAAAAAAUGAGGAACAAAGCGACAACGAAGCAAAAGGUGCCCUGGAACUGGAAAUAAAAAACCUCAAGAGAGAAUUAAAUUUGGCCAAUUCAUUGAACGAUAAAAUAAAAGAUGAAAAGUUGUCUCUCCAGGAAAGAAUAAAAAACAAAACGGAUAAACUUAGGAGAGAAAAAGACAAACUAAAAAUAGCCAAUGACUUGAUCUUAGAAAAGAGCGACUUACUGAUGCAGCUGCAGACGCCCGCCAAGUUCGAUGCACCCAUCCUAAAGAAAAAACGAAAGGCGGGAAGAAGGUGCUCAGUUCUUCACAGACGGAGGCACGAACGAAUCAGCAGUUACCGAAGUGACACCAUUCUGGACAACUACGAGAGAGUAAAAAGCAAGCUCCUCGAAAGCAACGAGAAAUGCUAUUUUUUAUCCAAAACGAACCUUGAAUUAUUUAAAGGAUUAAAAAGGAAAAGGAAAAAAAUUGACACGCUAAAUAAGCAGAUGUCUUACCUGAAAUGUUUCAUGAAAGGAAGAAAAAAAAUGGAUCGGUGCAAUGAAUAUCAAAUAAAAGAAAACAGUACCCCCACGUGCGAUUGCAUGGAAAGCAAUAAAAGUCACGUCCCAUGUGCAGAGGAAUACAAACCUACACAAACAAGUGAACAUAAUUCGUUCCCCAAAAUGUACGACCAUGUAAAAGGGGAGAAAAUUCAAGGCCUCAAAAAAAAUUAUCACAAUUUAACUAAUGAACACAAACUGUUGAAGAAAAAAUACGAACUGCUAUACAAGAAGUAUGCACGAUUGCUAGGAAAGGAGUCGAAUAAAAGCAACGAUUCUUCCUUUAAACAACAAAAGGGGGAGGAAAAUGUGCCAACGGAGAGUGACGUGAUUCACUCGUUCUACAUGAAAAGGGGGCAAAACAGGUUGGGGAGACCCCUCCACCAGGGGGACAAUUUAAUAAAUUACAUAAAAGCCAAGGUCAUACAUCGGAAGAACCUCCAUGUUCGAAAGUUUAGAAACUAUACGGAUCAAGGCAACGACUACAGCGAUGUGCAGUUCUACGUGUCCAAUGAAAUUUUAAGGAACAUGGACGUGAAGGAUAUUGUAAACAUUCGGUACAUUUACUCCUACGGGGAAGGACCAGUUCUUCCUUCCGAAAAGGAAAGCUCACCCAACUAUAACAUUUGUAAAUGCUGA